Messenger RNA from Lodderomyces margitis, 3348 nucleotides. RefSeq lists its product as uncharacterized. The coding region runs from base 1 to 3348 and encodes 1115 amino acids. The record is from RefSeq and is a predicted model, not a curated record. The transcript has a single exon. NCBI's taxonomy places the organism in Eukaryota, Fungi, Ascomycota, Pichiomycetes, Serinales, Debaryomycetaceae.
AUGCGAAUAUUGUUAAGAGCUCAAUUAGCAUUGUGGCUAUUCAUUGUCACAGCAUGGGCUAAAGAUUUUAAUGGAGGUACAACAGUUGAUUGGGGUGUGCAAAAUGUUGGUCUUGGUGAUAUUAACAUUCACUCUGGUGCCAUCUGGUCGAUCAUCAACAAUGCAGCAUCUAAUUUUCAUGGGAAUAUCAAUGUUGAAGCAAACAGUGGUCUUUACGUUUCCAGUGUUACGCCUCGUGUUGUCUUGUAUGCUACUUUGCUCGAUCUGAUCUAUGGUUUUAUUAACAAUGGGGUUGUCUCCUUCAAUGCAAUCAAAGGUGCUCCCGGAUACGUGUUCAGAAUUAUGGGUAACAAGUUUGAAAACAAUGGUGACUUGUUCUUUUCAGCUUCAGGUGAAGGAUCUAUGGAGAGCGAUAUAAAGAGUACCGACUGGCAUAACAAUGGGUUGAUCCAUGUGUACCAGCUGAUGAAAAGUGACAGUUACACAUUAUUGGGCAUGGAUGGAAUGACAGCUACCAAUAAUGGCCAAAUUUGUUUCACCAAUCAAAACUAUAAGCAACUCGCAAGCUUGAUGGGAACUGGCUGUGUUACUGCACAAGGUAAAUCUUCGUUUUACUUUAUGAACACCAAUUUACAAAUUUCCGAAGGCCAAAUAUUUUACUUGACUAAUGGUGAAACAUCUAUCAUGGCCGUUGGAUCAAUCAACAAUCCUCAGACUUUCCAUGUAAGAGGUUUCGGAACAACCAAUGGUCUUGCAAACAAAGUUGGAUUGACAGCUACAUUAUCUUCGCCGGUGCCAGGAAGGAGCCCAUUCGCCUACGACGCCGAGAAGGGUAUUUUGACAUUGUAUGUCGGGUUGUACUCACAAAGGUUUGAAAUUGGAACUGGAUACGACUAUACCAAAUUCCAAAUCGUUACUGACACAAGCAGAGGUUUGCCAGGCAUAUACUUGGGUGCUGUUCAAUACAACGCUCCUCCACCAAAUAAGGGCGUGCCUCCAGAAUGUAAGCCAUGUAAGGCAAUACCUGGAAUUCCCGGAAUUGAUCCUCAACCAGAACCAACCCUGUCAGUCGAGCCAUCUCCUGAGACAACCAUGAAGUCAACUAUCAACCAAUCUGAUAACUCUGUUGCCCAGCCUGACACCCUGUCGACAUUUGAACCAACAACCACGACCACGACAGGUACGACAACUACCACAUUAACAACAGUAGUCACUACGACUUGGCUUGUGACAAAAUCAGACGGUACAGUUGAAACGGAAACCGGAAUUGUAUCUGAAUCUGAUAGUUCAUUGAGCACACUCACUACAUUUGAGCCAUCUACCACAACAAUCACAGACACAACAACUACAACGUCAACAACAGUAGUCACUACAACUUGGCUUGUGACAAAAUCAGACGGUACAGUUGAAACGGAAACCGGAAUUGUAUCUGAAUCUGAUAGUUCAUUGAGCACACUCACUACGUUCCAACCAUCGGUCUCAUCUGAUUUCGGUGCUUCGGAUUCAGCAGGUAACCCAAGCGGAAACCCAAGUGGCGGUGUUUCAGAACCAACAGGUCCUUCGACACAGACUACUACCCAGACCACUACUACGACAGAAACAACAACAACAACUGUCACGACCACAUGGACUGUAACAAAGUCAGAUGGAACUGUUGAAACGGAAACCGGAAUUGUAUCUGGAUCUGAUAGUUCAUUGACCACAAUCACUACGUUCCAACCAUCGGUCUCAUCUGAUUUCGGUGCUUCGGAUUCAACAGGUAACCCAAGUGGAAACCCAACUGGCGGUGCUUCGGAGUCAACAGGUAACCCAACUGGCGGUGCUUCGGAGUCAACAGGUAACCCUACUGGCGGUGCUUCAGAGUCAACAGGUAACCCUACUGGCGGUGCUUCAGAACCAACAGGUAACCCAAGUGUAAACCCUACUGGCGGUGCUUCGGAUUCAACAGGUAACCCAAGUGGUAACCCAACUGGAGGUACUUCAGAACCAACUGGCAACCCAAGUGGAAACCCAACUGGGGGUGCUUCAGAGUCAACUGGAAACCCAAGUGGUAACCCUACUGGUGGAAACUCAGAACCAACAGGUAACCCAAGUGGUAACCCAACUGGCGGUGCUUCAGAAACAACAGGUAACCCAAGUGGAAACCCUACUGGCGGUGCUUCAGAGUCAACAGGUAACCCAACUGGCGGUGCUUCAGAACCAACAGGUAACCCAAGUGGAAACCCUACUGGUGGAAACUCAGAACCAACAGGAAACCCAAGUGGUAACCCAACUGGCGGUGCUUCAGAACCAACAGGUAACCCAAGUGGAAACCCAACUGGAGGUGCUUCAGAACCAACUGGCAACCCAAGUGGAAACCCUACUGGUGGAAACUCAGAACCAACAGGUAACCCAAGUGGUAACCCAACUGGAGGUGCUUCAGAGUCAACCGGAAACCCAAGUGGAAACCCAACUGGUGGAAACUCAGAACCAACAGGUAACCCAAGUGGUAACCCAACUGGGGGUGCUUCAGAGUCAACAGGUAACCCUACUGGCGGUGCUUCAGAACCAACAGGUAACCCAAGUGUAAACCCAACUGGCGGUGCUUCAGAGUCAUCUGGUAACCCAAGUGGUAACCCAACUGGCGGUGCUUCAGAAACAACAGGUAACCCAAGUGGAAACCCAACUGGGGGUGCUUCAGAGUCAACUGGAAACCCAAGUGGUAACCCAACUGGUGGAAACUCAGAACCAAGUGGAAACCCAAGUGGAAACCCAACUGGCAACCCAACUGGCGGUGCUUCAGAUCCAAGUGGAAACGCAAGUGGAGCUGUUACUGAGACAGCUGGUAAACCUACUGGUCAUGUAUCUGAGCCAACCGGUGUUGAAAGUCGAACUACUGGAGCUAGCAAUACAAGCGGUAGUGGAAACGUGCCUGUUUUAUCGUCACUGAUCGAAGCUGGUUCUGUUAGUGGUGAUCAUGGUUCGAAUGGUGGUUCUGUAGCUGACAAUGGGUCUAACUCCGGCCAAGGUGAAAAUUCCGGAUCCAACGCAGGUGCAGGUUCGAGCUCUAAUAAUGGUCUUGGCGAUGACUCUGGAUCCAACACAGGUGCAGGUUCAGGUUCAGAUUCAGGUUCCAAUACAAAUGAUUCAGGUAAUGGUUCUAAUGGUGGUUCAGGUCCUGAUGCAGAUGUUAGUGCUACGAGAGAAGGACAAGCUUCAACUACAGGCGUUACCGAUUCAGCACUCUCAUCACAAGGAAGUGAGUCUUCUCCUUCAAGUGUUACUACAUACGAAGGUUCCGCUUCUAUUACCAAGAUAUCUUCGGUGACCAGUAUCAUGAUGUGCUUAGUGAUGGUGGUAGUCUUUUAG